ACUGGUCUGCCUCCUAUAUAUUCCUCCUCAUGCCCUUCCCCGCCACAGCCAACCCAAGAAGCGUGCCACACACACGUCCGCUCCCUCACUGCUUUCGCCACCACCACCACGAACUCCACUUUAUAGCUACCACCACUUCGUCAUCACCAAUAAUUGCUCCAUCAAUCACGCAAGAUCAAGAUCUGUCUCGACUCCCGACCUUGGUAACACGAUAUGGCUGAAUACAAGCUGACCUACUUCAUCGGGCGAGGGCUGGGCGAGGUGAGCCGCUGGAUCAUGCACUUCGGCAACAUCCCCUUCACGGACGAGAGGGUGGAGGAGGUGGACUGGCCCGAGAGAAAGAAGCACACACCGGCUGGUAAGUUGCCGGUGCUGGAGGUUGAGGGGAAGAUGCUGAAUCAGUCCCUAGCGAUCGGUCGUUUCCUGGCUAGCAAGGUGGGGCUGGUGCCACAAGACCCGCUGCACGCUGCCUUCUGUGAUGCUGUGGCUGAGACGAUGAAAGAGUUGGCCGUUGAUAUAUUUGAUGUCAAGAAUGCAGAGGGCAAGAGCAAGGAGGAGAACAUGAGAACUUACAAAGAGGAUUUCGUGCCCAGCAAGCUAAUGCCUAUGAUGGAACGCCUGAACAAGCGGUUUGAGGGGAAUGAAUGGUUCAUCUCAGGCAAGCUCACGUGGGGUGACAUGGCCAUCGCACUCACCAUGGAGCCACUGUUUGCAGAGUUGCCAGAGCUGGCUGCUAAGUUUCCCAAGCUGAAAGCGCAUUCAGAUAAGAUGGUGAACCUUCCUGGAAUCAAGGAAUACCUUAAGAAACGUCCCGAGACAUCCUAUUAAAUCCUUUUCCACUACCUCCCCUCGCCGUUCAUCUCAACACUCAAUUUCAACACUCAUUUUGUAUUAGAUCGUCUUUUAUAUACAUAUAUUUUUUAUAUAUUUGUUUAUUUUAUAAUUAUAUGCCAGACUGUCUUUUAUAUUUUUAUCAAUUGUAGCAAAAUGCAUAACAUCAGGAAAAGGCUAUGUCUUUGCAGCUAAUUUGAAGAAAACUGUUGUAAAAUAGGAAUGUAAUGGGAGACUUAACAGCAUAUUGAAAUCUGGGCUUGGGGUUCUCCCUCCCAUUAAUAUAUAUAUAAUAAAAAUUGUGAAGCUAGA
Molecule: messenger RNA, 1143 nt
Organism: Eriocheir sinensis (Chinese mitten crab)
Lineage: Eukaryota; Metazoa; Arthropoda; Malacostraca; Decapoda; Varunidae
Product: hematopoietic prostaglandin D synthase-like
Exons: 5
Coding region: 214-828 (204 amino acids)
Biological process (GO): glutathione metabolic process
Molecular function (GO): glutathione transferase activity
Source: RefSeq, a predicted model, not a curated record